CGGAGGCGAGAGGAGAGAGAGAGAGUGGACGGACGGUCGCGCGGCGGCUCGCACCGUACUGUGACCGCAUGAAGGCUCGGCCCGAAACUGCUGUGUGUCGCGUCGAUAAAUAGUGAUAUUCACACGUACGUGUAUCUUCCACUGUGAUUUCUUUGAGUCGUGGUCCGAACGGGGAACCGCUAGCUCGUCACCAUGACAACGUUGUCGCUGAUUUUGAUGGCCGUGUCGGCUGCGUCUGUGCUGGCCGAGCCUGCUGUGUAUUUCCGAGAGCAGUUUGAGGAUGCUGAUGCCUGGAAGAGUCGCUGGGUGGAAUCCCAGCACAAGACCGACUACGGCAGGUUCGUCCUGUCUGCGGGGAAGUUUUACGGAGACGCGGAGAAAGACAAAGGUCUGCAGACGAGCCAGGAUGCUCGCUUUUAUGCCAUGUCAGCCCGUUUUGAUGACUUCAGUAACAAGGGCCAGCCUUUAGUCAUCCAGUUCACUGUAAAACACGAGCAGAGCAUUGACUGUGGCGGAGGCUACAUCAAACUGUUCCCCUCUGAAGUCAAACAGGAGGACAUGCACGGGGACUCCGUCUACAACAUCAUGUUUGGUCCUGAUAUUUGUGGACCAGGCACAAAGAAAGUUCAUGUUAUUUUCAACUACAAAGGCAAAAAUCAUUUGGUCAACAAAGACAUCAGGUGCAAGGACGAUGAGUACACCCACCUGUACACGCUGAUCGUCAACCCCGACAACACUUACGAGGUGAAAAUCGACAACAAGAAAGUCGAGUCAGGCAGUCUGGAAGAGGACUGGGACUUCCUGCCCCCCAAGAAGAUUAAAGAUCCCGAGGCCAAAAAGCCAGAAGACUGGGAUGACCGGGAGAAGAUUCCAGACCCUGAUGAUAAAAAACCAGAGGACUGGGACAAGCCUGAGAACAUCCCAGAUCCUGAUGCCAAGAAGCCCGAUGACUGGGACGAGGAGAUGGAUGGAGAGUGGGAGCCGCCCAUGGUUACCAACCCUGAUUAUAAGGGUGAGUGGAAGCCCAGUGAGAUUGAUAACCCUGCUUACAAAGGGAAGUGGGUCCACCCUGAGAUCGAUAACCCAGAGUACACCGCCGACCCUGAUAUCUACAAAUACGACAGCAUCGGUGUGAUCGGACUUGACUUGUGGCAGGUGAAGUCUGGGACUAUCUUUGACAACUUCCUGAUCACCAAUGAUCCCAAACUGGCCGAAGAGGUUGGCAACGAUACUUGGGGCAAAACUAAGGAGGCUGAGAGGAAGAUGAAGGAGAGCCAGGAAGAAGAGGAGCGGAAAAAACGUGAGGAGGAAGACAAGAAGAGGCGAGAAGAGGCAAAGGAGGACGAGGAGGAGGAAGAGGAGAAGGAAGAGGAGGAAGAAGAGGAGGAAGAGGAGGAAGAAGGUGAAGAGCCCGAGGAAGAGGAGGAGGAAGGGGAGGAGGAAGAGGAAGAUGAAGGCACAGACUCUAAACUCAAAGACGAGUUAUAAACUCAGGAACUGCUCAGACUGUCUGCGUCAGUGGGCUUUAGGGCGGAGACUGAAGUGACGGACCCCCGCUGACCGACACACUGGGGUGGGAGGGGCUUUUUCAUUUUGUUUGUUUACAAAACAAGGAGACGGGUGGAAAAAAAGGGCAGUUACUGAUUUGUUUUUUGUUUCAAUGAGCCACUACAAUUAUUAAUGUAAUUAUUCCUGUUAAAAUUUGGACAAUAGACAUAAUUAAUCUACUGAAAGGAACGUGGAGAAAGACUGCAGGGUCGUGUUUUACAGAAGUCUAGGUUUACAUGAAGCGGUGGCAGGAGGAGUGUGUAGUUUGUGUGUGGCUGGUGCCAUGAAAAUGUUUUGUUUACCUCAUGAGAUUUGUUUGUUGUUUUUAAUUUGCAUCUGUUGUUUUGUUGAUGUAAAUGUUUGACGCUAAUUCCUGUUCAUCUUAAUGGAUUAAACCUCCUCAUCCAGGUGAUUCACUUUGUAUCUCCUGUUUAAACAACAAGGAACAAAAUAGGACUUUAUAUUUGACAGUUUUCAAAGGAUUAAAACAGCAGGGCGCUUUAGUAGUUUUCUACGGUGUAACGAACACUUUUCAUUUCAGUGCACAAAUUUGCUGAAAAUAAGCUCAAAAGUUCGAUGUACAUCCAGCAGGAAGUCCCUUCAACAUCUGGUACGUUCACUUAACAGUUUUCUCAUUGUUGGUGUAUUUUUUUCCUCUCAAUUGUUUCUGCACUAUUGUACCCCAACACACAGUCUAAUUAAUGUUUCUUUUGUAAAACACGUUUUGUACUAAUGUUAGGAAUUGAAGUGGGGCAAUUUUCAUGUUGCUGUGUGAUGAAGAAAUUCAAUAAAAGCAACUCGAACAACA
Molecule: messenger RNA, 2356 nt
Organism: Austrofundulus limnaeus
Lineage: Eukaryota; Metazoa; Chordata; Actinopteri; Cyprinodontiformes; Rivulidae
Gene: calr
Product: calreticulin
Exons: 9
Coding region: 193-1488 (431 amino acids)
Biological process (GO): protein folding; ERAD pathway
Cellular component (GO): endoplasmic reticulum membrane; endoplasmic reticulum
Molecular function (GO): calcium ion binding
Source: RefSeq, a predicted model, not a curated record